UAUGCUAGCAGGCUACCAGAACCAAAUCAACAUGCUGGAGGCCGAGCUUUGUCAAAUGCGGGCAAGCAUUGAGCAACAGGGACGUGAUUACGCCUUGUUGUUGGACAUCAAGACACGUCUGGAGCAGGAGAUCGCCACCUACAGGAGCCUCCUGGAAAAUCAGGACAUCAAGACUCAAAUUCCAGGAUCAACUAUCAUGAUCUCAGGUGGAUCUCUCUCCUCAGGUGGAUCUCACAUGGUCACAUCUGGUGGAUCUCAAUCCUCUGGUGGUUCUCACACCAUCACAACUGGUGGACCAGCAAUCCAAAUCAAGCAAACCACCACCACUUCACACCGUACUUACUAAAGUCACAGCAUGCCGCUUCGUGAGACAGUAUUCAGACUCAUGCAGACAUUUCAUUUGAAAUGAGUGUUGAUACACAGUUUGUGACAUGGCAAGAAACGAGGAAAUGUGUUGCUUAUAAAACAUCGAAAGACACUCACUGUUAUGUUGUUGUAUGUGAGAAAAACCUGUCUCUGAAAAUAAAACGGCUGUCAAGAAA
Messenger RNA from Sinocyclocheilus grahami, 542 nucleotides. Its product is annotated as keratin, type I cytoskeletal 14-like. The transcript is spliced from 3 exons. Gene Ontology annotation, cellular component: cytoskeleton. Bases 2 to 346 code for a protein of 114 amino acids. Gene Ontology annotation, molecular function: structural molecule activity. Lineage: Eukaryota; Metazoa; Chordata; Actinopteri; Cypriniformes; Cyprinidae. The record is from RefSeq and is a predicted model, not a curated record.